AUGCCGAAGCGCGGGAAGCGCCCGAGCCGCAGCGAAGAGACCGAGCUCCCCGGUGGAGUCCCGCCGCCCGCGGCGCCCGCGGCGCCCGGUCUCAGCGCGCCAUCGGCGCCGUCCACGCGGCGCAAAGCGGAAGAGCUGAUGCAGCGACUUUGGAACGGAGAGCUGGCGCAGAGCAGGGAGACGGCGAAGUUGCCUCCGCCGACAGAUGAGAAGCUUGUGUCCGUCAAAGGCACUUUGGAAGGCUAUUCCAGCACUGAUUGUCUGCCACAUGGUGAGGCCUUCUUUCCCGUGAUGUCAUCUGCUGAACUGGCGCCGUUGCUCGUUCCAGUGAACCAACCUGAAAAAGUCAAGUCGACCUUCGAGGAGUACGGCGUGUGUGUUGUGACGAAUGUGCUGACCGGCGAGGAAUGUGAGGUACUCGAGGAGCUCUGGCACGAUGAUUUGCUGCAAUUGCUGCGGGGAAACAAAUCUCAGGCAAGUGAGGUGCCGGCAGUGAGCAAAGAUCUUCGGGCUUGGCCGAAGCACUGGGACAACCAUUUAGGGAUGAAGGGGACGGCCUCCAAGCAUGGUUUGGCGCACGGAAGCUUCGCAUGGGCUGCACGACUGCAUCCGAAAGUGCGCCAAGUCUUUGCGGAUCUGUAUGACGCGGAGCAGCAGGAGUUGGUGGUUGGCCUCAACCCUGUCUUCUGGUCUAGCGCCCAGGAUGCUGGCAAGGACACGAACCCUGAGUGGCUGCAUGUCGAUCAGAAUCAUCGCACAGGUGUGACAUGGCCCUGUGCACAAGGAGUGCUCUAUGUUUGGCCUUCCGAAGGUUCUAGCUCCUCAAGCACGGUGGUUUGGCCUAAGAGCCAUACGGAGGUGUAUGAGAGGAUGAUGGAGGAUCCACUGGCGAUGCUUCGUGGGCGCUCUCUAGCAGGACAAACGGUGAAGCUGAAGGAGCUGAAUCAGCCCCAUCUCCGCGAGGAGCUAAUGAGCGAGGCGCUGUUGAAUGCGCGGCGCGUGCCGUGCCCAGCUGGAAGUUUGCUCCUCUGGGACUCUCGCACCGUCCACCAGGGCUGGCGUGGUGGCCCUCGCUUGGCACAGCCCAUUUGCUGGGAGCCACGAGUCCGACGAUCAGAGGAGGCGCUCAAGCGGAAGUUAUGGAUGUGCUGCAGCGGCGUGCCCUCUACCCACUCCGCUGCAGAGGGCCGUGUACACGACAUGGCAAAGGAGGCACCCAGCCCUUCUUUGGAAGAUGGUUUGCCUUUGCUGAGGGCCUGCCUUGUACCCUAUGGCAUUCGCAGCAACCAGGAGCUGGACACAUACGGAUUGCAUUUUGAGAUAAUCACACGGCAGAAACUGUUCCUAGCUGCAUCCAACAAGUUGAGAACUUGGCCAAUCCACAUGGCCCAUGACUUUUCUGUCCGAAAGAGACAAACGAGAACAACGAAACACCGCGGCAGGAGAGUACUUGGGCUCAGCAACAGCAGGCCCUUUGGCCUUCCGAAACCCCCAAGCAGGUCGCCGCAGCCUCUUGGCACCAUGUGGUGUUUGCCUUAA
Durusdinium trenchii is the source of this 1539-nucleotide messenger RNA. NCBI's taxonomy places the organism in Eukaryota, Dinophyceae, Suessiales, Symbiodiniaceae. The record is from the annotation of a GenBank genome assembly.